Cydia pomonella (codling moth) is the source of this 3539-nucleotide messenger RNA. RefSeq names its product sodium-coupled monocarboxylate transporter 1-like. Gene Ontology annotation, cellular component: membrane. Gene Ontology annotation, biological process: transmembrane transport; sodium ion transport. The coding region runs from base 956 to 2995 and encodes 679 amino acids. NCBI's taxonomy places the organism in Eukaryota, Metazoa, Arthropoda, Insecta, Lepidoptera, Tortricidae. The transcript has 14 exons. Gene Ontology annotation, molecular function: symporter activity. The record is from RefSeq and is a predicted model, not a curated record.
UUGCUCACUAUUUUUAAGCAACAAAUUACGAUUGUUCGUGCUGCUGACGUGAAAAGAAUUUAUUUCAAUAUCUUGUAGAAGUACCUAACAGUUGCGUAAGUGUAACGAAUACGUUGAUAUGCUACAUAUAAAAAUACAUACCUACCUUUACCUAUAGUUCUAUAACAUAUUACUUAUGGUUAGUAUUGUUUGUGAUCGAUUGAUAACACGUUUUGCUGAGCAUGUUACACGGCGACACGUUAGAAAUAGAUGCCUAUGAAGAAUAUAAAUUACUUAAGUACUUCAUUGAUACAACCAGUGAUAAAGUGAACUUUUAGUGCAACAUUAUUCGUCAGAAUCAAUAGCUAACUACUGAAAGAUGGAAUGGGUUAAUAAAAAAAAAGCAUGAUUCGCGUAAAAUGCACCAUAUAAACAAGAAUGCAGCAAACAUAAACACAAAAAACUAUUAAGUACUUACUAUUAAUUUUAUGACUACUAUUUCCACCAAAAAUUGAUUUUGAAGGAAGGCAUUUCUAAUGUAUUCGGGACGACUUUAUUAAGACUUAAAUAAACGAUCACAUUGCGUAGCCGUAUUCGUUUUACCGCUUCGGUUCUUAUCGGUGUUUAAUAAACUCAAAACGGCAUACCUACAUCGCUGUAAAAUUGGCUAAACAUAAUUUAUACCUGAAGAACACUCCAAAAAGAAACUGGAAGAAAAGCAACGUGUUGAUGUGUGGUGAUACACUUCGGUUAACGAACUGGACCAUCUUCAUGGCGAGUUAAUUACCAUUGAUUGGUGUGCAUGGUCGGCAACUAUCACGGCUAGUCCUGGCUCACAGUGCGUCUGGGAUCCGACAGUGGCACAUCAAUCACGAGAUCACCAUCAUCAACACAUGUAAACAAAACGGUCGGUCCCGCUUUGUUACCGUCUCAUUGUGAUUAAUGUCUCAGCUCUUGAGACUAUAGCGCCGUGGAAAUGGAAAAACAACAAGUAACAUAUUUCAAUAAUCCAAUUCUUCCAUACAAAAUUGUGAUCUCUACAUUGUUAAUAAUAUGCUAUUAUGGUACUUUUACGUCAGCGACGCCGAACACAUUCAAUGCAAAUAGAACAAGUGUUCAAAAUGAGACCGUGAUUAGCCAGCUGUUCCAUUGGGAGGACUACAGCGUCCUUGCCACCAUGCUGGUCGUGUCCUGCGCGAUUGGUGUCUUUUACGGAUAUUUUGGAGAAAAACAGACAACCAGCGACGACUUCCUACUCGGAGGUUCCUCUAUGGGCACAUUUCCUAUGGCCUUAAGUCUUGCUGCAAGUUUCAUAACCGCUAUAGAGUUAUUAGGAAACCCAGCAGAGAUGUAUAUCGGAGGUGCUCAAUUUUGGAUGAUUUGCGUUUGCUUCAUACUAGUGGCGCCCAUCACAAGCCAACUUUACCUCCCAGUGUUUAUGAGACUGCGUUUGACUUCUUGUUACGAGUACUUGGAAGUGCGGUUCUGCAAGUCGAUCCGCGUGUUCGCGAGCGCCCUGUAUAUGUUACAGAUGAUACUCUACACGGCAGUGGCUGUAUAUGCUCCGGCACUUGCGCUCUCUGACGUGACGGGAUUGAACACCUACCUUGCAGUUACUAUAGUGUACGUCGUGUGCAUAUUUUAUGCCUCACAAGGUGGCAUGAAGGCAGUGAUAAUGACGGACACGUUCCAGUCAGCGGUGCUGAUCGGCUCGCUGGCUGUGGUGCUGGGCAUGGGCGCCGCUCGCGUCGGCGGUAUGGACAUCGUUUGGGCCCAUGCAAGGGAGUCCAACAGACUGCAUUUCUUCGACAUGAAUCCAGACCCAACAGUACGGCACUCUUUCUGGUCAGUGGUCGUGGGAGGCACCAUGUAUUGGACGAGCAUGUUCUGCGCAAACCAAGCCUCGGUGCAGAAAUACCUGUCAGUAGAGCGCAUCUCGCAGGCGCGAGUAGCUCUUUGGGUAUCGGCCCUCGGCCUCUUCGCGGUCUACUCCAUCAAUUUCGUCACCGGCGCUGUUCUGGCAACACAUUAUGCUAACUGCGAUCCAAUUCAGGCGCGGCAGAUCAACGGCUCGGACCGGCUCCUGCCGCUGUACGUCGUCCAGCAGCUCAGCGAUGCACGCGGCGUUCCCGGCUUUUUCGUGGCCGGCAUCUUCGCCGCCAGCCUUGGGACCGUAGCCUCAACUUUAAAUUCUUUAGCGGCUAUUGCGUGCCAAGAUCUAGCCACCGGACUUUUAGGCAUACGUCUACCAGAAAACAAGGGAGCGGCAAUUGCCCGAUGGGUAUGCCUCGGGUGCGGCGCGGUGUCGUUCGCGCUGACGUUCGCGGUGGAGCGGCUCGGGCCGGUGCUGCAGCUGGCGCUGUCCUUCAACGGUAUGGCGGGCGGCGUGACGCUCGGGCUGUUUACGCUCGGCAUGCUGUUCCCCUGGGCCAACGCUAAGGGCGCCGUCGCCGGCGGGGUGUUCGGGCUGCUGGUCGUACUGGCGGCGUGCGGCGGCGCGCAGCUCUCGCAGGUGACUCCGCACCAUCUGCAGACUUCCGUCGAAGGCUGCCCCGCUUCCUACAACCUCACCGAGACUGUCAAUCCUGCAAACCAACACGAAGAAUCAGUAUUCUGGUUGUUCCGAGUAUCGUACCUGUGGUACUCCGGGCUGGGGUCGAUGGCCACGCUGUUCAUGGGGCUGCUGGUGUCCGCUAUCACGGGUGCCACUGACCCCACGCAGGUUCCUAUAGACCUCAUCUCCCCUCCCGUCAUCACACUGCUCAACAAGUUACCAAAAAAAGCAAAGUCAAUACUGCGUCUCCCGGCGCGCCUGGGGUCGGAGAGGCGGCGCAGCUCGAGCGUGCGGCCGCCGAGUAUGGCCGACGACAAGGACACGCGGCGCCGGCGCAGGCUGUCCGAGCUCGCGGGCGGCGUGUUCUACAGCGACGCCGGCCUCGUCUACGGACACGACAACCUCGCGCUCGCCCACGCCACUAAAGAGCCGGAGGAUUACAACCCGAACCAUUGCCCUUAAAAUCACAGACAUUGAUUGCAUUUGCUUCUUUUUUGUAUAAGUAGGACAUCGGUGAGAACGUCGCCUAGGAGACCUUCAAUUUUGUAAGCUAUUGGUCACCCAGCCAGCUUUGAAGACAGUUAAUAGACUUCGAUUGUGCUCGUGGAAUGAGAUUAUGUGGGUGCAAUAUACUACCAUGACUACCGUACAAUAGGUCAGCCAUGGGUUAGCCAAAGAAAUCACCGUUAAGUUUUAGAAUAAAAUAGAACAGAAAUGGUUUAUUGUAUUUUAUAAAUAAUGAAGUCGUUAUGUGCGGAUAAUUUUAACUAAUAUAGAUAGUAUAGACUUUUAACCUUAUUUUUUUAGGUAUUAACUAAUGCAGCGCCUUAUUAAUUAAUUUACAAGUCAUUGCCUUAUCCGUAGCAUUGUCUGUACCUAUCUAAUUAUACCGAUUUGUUGAGAUUGUAUAUAAAUAAGUAAUAUAGAAUAUACCUGUGCCCUGAUUCAUAUUUGCUGUGUCGAUAUCAAAAGUAAGUAGCUAAAUUAUUAAAUUAGGCCAUAUAUU